Messenger RNA from Uranotaenia lowii, 1455 nucleotides. RefSeq lists its product as uncharacterized. NCBI's taxonomy places the organism in Eukaryota, Metazoa, Arthropoda, Insecta, Diptera, Culicidae. The record is from RefSeq and is a predicted model, not a curated record. The coding region runs from base 1 to 1455 and encodes 484 amino acids. The transcript has a single exon.
AUGAACCGCACUAAGGGUAAAAGUCAGCGAAAGGGCGCGCCAAAGUCCGCUGGCACCAAACAGCUGGCCGGGCCUGGCAAUGGUUCUGGUUCAGCGGGUCCAGCAGCGGUCCAAGCGAGUGCCGUUGAGCCUACAUCUUCAAAAUCCACGAGCCGAAAAAUGAGUAAUCGGAGUGGAAAAAGUGGAACCAAGUUCAAAGACGUUACAGCUAAAGUUGAUACCGGUCGAGUGUUGGAAACUAAGCUAACUGGCGGUAUGAAACCCGCAAACAUUCCUGACGGGACCGGUCCCGCGAAAAUGGAACGUUCCAAUAGUUUCUUCUUAACGCGAAAAAUUUCUCAAAUUUACUCAAAGUUUAGUGGAAGUCGUGAAAGUUUAGGCAUGCCUGAUGAAGAAACGCAAAAACCGUUCACAUUCAAACGGAGCCUUAGUUUAUCGACCAUUCAAAUCAAUCGAAACACUCGGAGAGUUCAAAAUGAGUCCAAUUUGCGUAAACUACACGAGGAAGCAAUUCUCGAGCAUGCAGAAAGUGGUGAAGAGCCUUUAGUAAACAUUCCGAAAACGCCCGAAACGCCCAAAGUCGAGAUUCCAAAAUUGGAACGAUCAAACAGCAUCUUGGCAUCUUUCCGUCGUAAAAUAAGCUUCCGAUCAGAUAAAAAACCGAAGCUCCCAACCAAAUGGAAUACUUCCUUGCAGAAUCUCCGUCAGGAAGAUUUCAUGGUCAGUUACGACGAUCUGAGUUUCGUGGAUUACGAUCAGUUCAAUCAAUACGAAGCUACGCUUGAAAGGCGGCUGAGUUCUAGUCAGUUUGAUCUCUCUCCGAAGCUUCCGAAUCCACCCGCGUCCCCAUCGGUCAGUUUUCCGGUGGUUGAAGUUGUCAAUCCGACGGUCAUCAAACGACGUCAAAAAACCGAUCUCGAUCUGCGCCGCAAAACUCUAGUCCGGCGAAGUUUCGAUUUCGAAACCAAUCUCGACCAGGACAAGAACCUCUACCGGAAUAGCAUCGAUGGCGACAAACUCCGCAUUCUCGGGAAAGUGAAUCGCAAAUCGUUCCGAUGGAGUGCCGAUGUGGAACGCGACGUGGACGCGCUCAAUUUGGACAGUUUGGAUCAGCUGGGAACUGGUGCAUCUGGUGGGGCAAUAGUGGUGGGGUCGAUGAGGCCGCUCGCUCCACAUAAUCGUGUAAAUUCCGACGGGUUUGACGAGCGUUCGAUUGAUGUGUGUGAUAGUGGGGUGAUUGAUGGGGAGAACGGUGGUGAUGAAGAAAGUUACAAGAGUGAUAAGAAAAAGCGCACCAGUGUAAGUGAUGGCUAUGUGAGCCGCAAUCAAAGCCUGAAGCGGUCUCGAUCUUGCAAUGAUGGGCUGGAGGCAUCGCCGAGAGGCGGCCGGCUGCUGCUGGAACAGGUGAGCUUUCUAGCCUCUUUGGUUGUACCUUGUAUCGUUCAUUGCGCUUGA